Messenger RNA from Trypanosoma theileri, 1350 nucleotides. RefSeq names its product UDP-Gal or UDP-GlcNAc-dependent glycosyltransferase. The transcript has a single exon. Lineage: Eukaryota; Euglenozoa; Kinetoplastea; Trypanosomatida; Trypanosomatidae. Bases 1 to 1350 code for a protein of 449 amino acids. The record is from RefSeq and is a predicted model, not a curated record. Gene Ontology annotation, cellular component: membrane. Gene Ontology annotation, molecular function: hexosyltransferase activity.
AUGCUACGAGGAUUAUUGGUGCGUCGACGUAUGGGACGAAAGGUGCGGAAAUCCACUCCGCUUCUUUGGUUGUUGUGUAUUUCACUGCUGGUGGUAGUAUUCUUAUACUAUGGCUACUCCUAUUACUUCACAGCAGAUGGGACCACAAAUAGAUCUGUGAAAUCUGAAGAACAACAAUUAGAAGAAGAAGAUGAUAAUACAGAAGGUGAGAUGCCGUGUUUUGCAUCCCACACAACAAAUACUACAACCAAUAGAACUCAUGAUAUCACUACAUUAUUAGCGUUACGUCAUAUUCGUAAAAAUGUACGUAAGACUUGGCAACAGUAUAAAUAUCUCGUCGUGUUGGGCAUUCCAUCGAUGGAUGCCCCUCCGCAGCGGCGACGGCGUGCCCUUCAACGGGCCUCUUGGCUGCGGUAUCGUGAGGUCGCCACCCGCGCGAAUGGAUUUAAGGCGCCGCUGCUCGUUCUCUUCGCCCUCGCCCGCCCCCCGCCGCUGGUCUCGUUGACGCCACUCACCCCGCAGUCGGCGCUGGCGCGGGGCCGUCGGGUGUAUUCAAUGGCCGCCCACGCCGAGGCCGCCAGUCGGCAGGAUGUCCUCCUCUUCCCGCAGUGCGAUGCCGCGGCGAAAACAAGAAAACACAGCGGCGGCGGCGGUCAUUGGGGACUCGCCGCGGAAGUUGGGACGAGUGCGAAGAGUUUUAUGUGGUAUCGACUCGCCCUGCGAUUGGCUCCCAAUGCGGCAUAUAUUGCCAAAGCAGAUGAUGAUAUCUUUCUGCGCGUCCCACAAUAUUUAGCAGAUCUCAAUACAUUACCCCGAGAUGGGCUUUACUGGGGUCGUAUCAUGCCAUGGUGGCCACGUAAAGGGAAUAAACAACAAGUCUUUUACUUUGCUGGUGGGAUGUGUAUUACCAUGUCAAGAGAUGUUGUUCAACAUGUUAUUGAAUAUACUCCACUACAACGUAUAUUAUCUACACCUGUAGAUGAAGAAAGUUUAGGGGAAGGAAAAACUAAAAAUGCCACACUUAUAGCGUAUUUUAAAUCUUUAAAUGCAGAUCAUGAAGAUAUUAUGAUCGGACGAGUUCUCUAUGAGACAAAACAUCCAGGAAUUAUAUUUGUACCUGAAAAAAAAUGUCGUUUCCAUGAUGUGCAUGUGGGAGCAAAUAAAGCCCCCAUCACUGCUCAAUCCGUUGUAGUUCAUCACCUGCGUGAGAACGAGUAUGCAGAGCUUUUAAGACGAUUUCCUGAGGAAGGAAAUGAUAGUGAAAAUAAAGUAAAACCAGUAUUGUUUACACGUAUCCCAGGUCCAAUGGGAGUAGUAGGCGAGGCUCAAUAUGUGUACUCUUGCAGAUAG